Penicillium angulare is the source of this 1494-nucleotide messenger RNA. RefSeq lists its product as uncharacterized. The record is from RefSeq and is a predicted model, not a curated record. The coding region runs from base 1 to 1494 and encodes 497 amino acids. NCBI's taxonomy places the organism in Eukaryota, Fungi, Ascomycota, Eurotiomycetes, Eurotiales, Aspergillaceae. The transcript has a single exon.
AUGUCUGAGCCAUCACCCAGUUCGAGCUUCAAUGCAUUUAACACCGAUGAACACUUCCAGUUUUCAGGGGUGGCUGGUCCAUCCUCUGAUACUAGAUUUACCAGUUCAAGCCCAUUACGGACACCAUGGUCUAACCUUCGAGCUUCUCCCUCCAUGCAAGCCCCGUACUCUCACCAAGCGCAAACCUCCAUCCACUCCAGCCCUCCGGUACCGACAUCAUCAACUAUGCAAGCGCAGUAUGCUAUGACACCACCACAACGACCCCAAUAUCCCACGGCAAUACAAUACAUAACACCUCCGCUGUCUGUCUCCGUGAAAGCGCAUCCUGCCCUAGGGAAUGGGUAUUGGGUUCCGGCACAAUCAAGCAUGGGACCACCAAUCUUCGUACCAGGAAACUGUCCAAAGGAUUUGCGACCUCCUGUAACGCUUACCCCGUUUACGCCGCAAUUUGGCAUGCACUUCCAAUCUCAAGGACCGUCAUAUCCAUAUUUUCCGCCAACAGAACCUAUCCCGCUAUAUCCCCGGGCAACUUUGCAGCGAUCCUACGCAACAAACCAAAAAUUGCGAGCUAAGUUCGAAGAAUUCGCCAAAAGAUCUUGGCCUCCCUCAAAAAAGAAGCAGAAGAGUUCUUCGCUGAUGGAGGAUAUGUGCUUUGCUGCCGAUUUCGGUGACAUAGUUGAUACAGAGGCGAUUCAGAAACACAAAUCGAGCGGUUUAUAUGCAGAAGUUGAAUUGGAAUCGCAUUCAGGAUCAGGAUUGGGAUCAGGGUUGGAAACGGAAUUUCCAGACCCAAGCGAGAUUCUUCCAACUCAAUUGAACCGAGGCAGAAAAAGGAAACAUUCAUCACACGACUACCCGACUUCUUUCCUCCUUCUAUGUCGACAGUUAUGGGUUAUCAUGCUCCAGACCGACGAGUUCUCGAAAUGGCUCAACACAACCAUUACCCUCUUGCAAAAUCUUCAAAGUCCCACCAAAGAUCAAGUAUUCGAACAUAUCUGCUCAGUCCACACUAAUAUAAUCAGUCAAACCAGUUUGAUCUUAUCAGGUCAAGAUGGUCCGGGAGGACGAAUCGCAUACCCGGAUAUCAAAGUGCCGUCUCCGCGUCUCUGGUCCCUUCUAGACGAAAUCUUUACCGAAAAUAGCUUCAUACUGGAUCGAAUUCUUGGAAUUCGGGAAUUAGCUACCGUGCACCGGCACAAGCUGGGUCAACGACGACAGGGAGGACUCAAUUAUGUGCAAUAUGUGAAGCUUGAUAGGGAGAUCAAUCAUCUUGCGUAUCGGGUUAUGGAAGAUGUGGGAAAGCUGGGGAAGAUGCACUGGUCUUUUGAAUAUUCGUUUCAGAAGCUAAGGUCUUAUCUUACGGAUAAAAUAUGUUAUGUUCCAAGUGGAGGACCAUUGUUUGAGGAGGAGACGAAGCCUGUGAAGGCGAUGAAGAUCUUUGAGGGGUUUGCGAUGGACCCGAGUGCUGAAUCAUUGAAUUGGAAGAAAUGUUAG